Messenger RNA from Lotus japonicus, 1188 nucleotides. Its product is annotated as meiotic nuclear division protein 1 homolog. Gene Ontology annotation, biological process: reciprocal meiotic recombination. Gene Ontology annotation, cellular component: nucleus. Bases 100 to 756 code for a protein of 218 amino acids. Gene Ontology annotation, molecular function: double-stranded DNA binding. The transcript has 10 exons. The record is from RefSeq and is a predicted model, not a curated record. NCBI's taxonomy places the organism in Eukaryota, Viridiplantae, Streptophyta, Magnoliopsida, Fabales, Fabaceae.
AUUUUACCCAUAAACUGCAAAAUUCCCUGAACCAUUUUCCCGCCAAAAUCAGAGAAACGGUGAUUCUGGAAUCCUCUCCGCCACUCCUCCGCCGUCGCCAUGUCGAAGAAAAGGGGUCUUUCAUUGGAAGAGAAGCGUGAGAAGAUGCUUCAAAUCUUUUACGAGUCUCAAGAUUUCUACCUGCUUAAGGAGCUUGAGAAGAUGGGUCCUAGGAAGGGUGUUAUAGCUCAAUCUGUGAAAGAUGUUAUCCAGAGUUUAGUGGAUGAUGACCUUGUUUCCAAAGAUAAGAUUGGAACUUCUGUGUAUUUUUGGAGUCUUCCUAGCUGUGCUGGAAAUCAGCUGAGGAACGUGACCUGCAAACUCGACUCUGAACUGCAAGGCAGUAAGAAUCGGCAUUCCCAACUUGUUGAACAAUGUGAGACACUGAAGAAGGGGAGAGAGGAAUCUGAUGAACGAGAGGUGGCCCUAGCAGAUCUAAAAGCCAUUGAGCUGAAGCAUAAAGAAUUGAAGGAUGAGCUGGCAAAGUUUAGAGAUAAUGAUCCGGCUGCCUUUGAAGCAAUGAAGGAUGCAAUUGGAGUUGCCCAUGCAUCAGCUAACAGAUGGACAGACAACAUUUUCACUUUGAAGCAAUGGUGUACAAACAACUUCCCUCAGGCUAAGGAACAACUUGAAAACUUGUACAAGGAGGUCGGUAUAACUGAUGAUUUUGACUAUUUGGAGUUAGCACCUGUUCUCCUCAAAGCAGUUGCUGAUUAAUUACUUAGCCUAUCUGAAGGCGCAGUACUGGCUGCCGUGCUUCUCUCAAGCACCGAUAAUUAAAAUCUAAAAGUUAGUAUUGCUAAUGACAUCCUCAUACAUAGAGAAAUGUCUUGUUGUUUUCUCUUUCUUGUUCAUUCUUGCUGUCAUGAUAUUUUAGCUUGCAGUUGCAGUAUAUUUGGAAGCACAGAAACUUCAAAACAGUAGAUAUGUCUCUUUUAAAAAUCGUGUCGUGUUGUAUCUUUGUCUCAUGUAUCCGUGUUUCAUCGAGUAUAGAUAUACUAGUAUUAUCUUUUACUACCUAUUUUUUGGGUUCCCAUCUCUUGAUUGAAGUAGGGGUUGCUUGCUUUAAGAAGGCUUUGUAGUGUGAUUUAUUGAUUUCUUGAUACCUUCACAUUUUGUUUUUAUGGCAAGAAAAGUAUAUAUUUUGAA